GGGAGCUGCUCGUUCCUGCAGGCUCGGCCGGUGGCCGCUGUCCGGCACUGGGUUCCCGGCGCGGCGAGGCGGAGAGGCCCGGCCCGGCGCCGCCCGCGCAGCCCUUGGUCGCGGCCGCCGGCGCUGCACCGCGGCGGGGGGCGGGGCCGGCUGCCGGGGAGGCCCGGGGGGCUGGGGAGCCUCCCGGCCCGGCCGGGUGACACGGGCUGGGGCUCCGGCCGCAGCCACAGUGGCCUGGCCGCCGCGUGACUGGCCGCAGUCACGCUGUGCUUAAUCACAAUUAGCUUGUGCUCCGGGCUGGCCGCGCUCCCAUUUCUCCCAGCCGGUGACCCCGGGGAUUUCUCUUAUGGUGGCUUUCUCUGAAAUGCCAAAACCACCCGAUUAUUCAGAACUGAGUGACUCUUUAACGCUUGCCGUGGGAACAGGAAGAUUUUCGGGACCAUUGCACAGAGCAUGGAGAAUGAUGAACUUCCGUCAGAGGAUGGGAUGGAUUGGAGUGGGAUUGUAUUUGUUAGCAAGUGCAGCAGCAUUUUACUAUGUUUUUGAAAUCAAUGAGACUUACAACAGGCUGGCCUUGGAACACAUUCAGCAGCACCCGGAAGAGCCCCUUGAAGGAACCACAUGGACACACUCCUUGAAAGCUCGGUUACUCUCCCUGCCGUUUUGGUUUUGGACAAUUAUUUUUCUGAUCCCUUAUUUACAGAUGUUUUUGUUCCUUUAUUCUUGUACAAGAGCUGACCCCAAAACGGUGGGCUAUUGUAUUAUCCCCAUAUGCUUGGCAGUUAUUUGCAAUCGCCACCAGGCAUUUGUCAAGGCUUCUAAUCAGAUCAGCAGACUACAACUGAUUGACACGUAAAAUCAAGUAAAAUCAAAUCGGUCACCAUUUUUCCUUACAAUACAAAACUGCCAGUGCUAUAUGGAACCUGAUCACAAGACUGCAGUUUCUUCACAGAUCUCAGGAAGUUGUGGUGGGGCAGAGGCUUUCUAAAAAGUGUGACCAGGGGGCUCUCUUUAUCGGAAUAAUAAUGACUUUUUAAAUGAAGCCUGAGAUACAGUACUACAGAAUCAUGUUGAUGACUUCAGCUUUUGGAAGUAAAAUCGUGUCUGUUAUUCGCAUUCUUUAGAAACUUGAAUAAGUACCUGAACUCCUAUUUUUAUUCUGUGCAACAUAGUGAUGAUUCAGAAAUUUUUCCUUUGGGGAAGAAAAUAAAUAUGAAAAUUUCCAUUGUGCUUAAUAUAAAAAGGUCCAAACAUGGUCAUAAAAUUUAAAUUUUAUACAGUUACCUGGCUUGCUUUAAAAUUCUUCAAACUAAAACACCAGUUCAACCUUGUAAACUAAGCCAACUAUUUAUGCUUGCUUGCUAUCAGUUUGUGAGAAAUUGGCAUACAAUUACUGAGGUGAUGGCUGUCUUGAUAAACAAAGUUUGUGCUUCCUUUUGGUAAGGCUGCUGGCAUUAUCAGCAUUAUUAAUGCCUUUGGUUUUUUAAAAAUUACUUGGGAAGAAACUCAAUGUUUGGAAGUUGAGAAAUCUCACCCACGGAAGAUGGAAACGAGGUGUUCAGUGAAAAUAUUUCGUCCAGUCUCUGUCGAUGUGUGACACCACUCUAACAUCCUACCAGGUCAUCAGCCUUGUGAGUUUCUUUUCUGGCCUAAGGUCCAGUCUUCAGGCAACAGGUUAAUUGCAUGAAGAUGUGAUCCUUGUACUUCCUCCUUUGCAUUUGUACUUCCUACCUCAUGUCUGGUACCAAUACAAAUAACUAAAACAUGGAAAUCUCAGAUUUUAGGAUUUUUUUUUUCUUUUUUUUUCUGGGUGGGAUCAAGAUGUAUUUUUAUACAGUAAUGGCAUUAAUACCAAGGAAAUAUUUUACACGAAUAGAUUUUAAUAAUAACCAUAACCUCUUUUGGUGCUUAUUCUGUUGGGCCUUCUUCUAAGAGCUUUACACGAAUUGACUCAUUGAAUCCUCUAAACAACCCUAAGAAAACAAUUAUCCAGGCUUUACAGAUAAGGACACUGAGGUAGAGAAGUGAAAAGUAACUUGCCUGUUAAGGUCCCACACCUGGUAAGCAGCAGAGCCAGGGGUAACCAGGCAUCUGCUUCCUUUGUUCCUAACCACCGUCAUUUGCUUCUCACAAAUGACACAUUUCAUGGUAUUCUCUGUCUAGCUAGGCCAAGGAAUGGAAAUGGCAUUAUUGGAAGGUUUUUAUCCGUUUGUAUGAGCUACCGAAAAUCUAAACGUGUUCUACCGGCCUCAGCAUUGAAGUCUGAUUUGAUUCGAAUGGAAGGCUGAACGUUCCACAGCAAGCUUUCCUUGAAAGAUAGAGCGGGUAUGUUUGUUGCCUCAAAAGCGGCAAGGUCAGAUCCUUCUCCAGGCAGGUGGUCUCACUUUCCCUUUGCUUCUUCCAAAGCUCUAGUGACUGCGGUGAUGCAUCUUGUGCUACAGUACACCGAAAUCUUCCAAGUAGGCAGCAAUUCGAAAUGCCUUUUUCUGUGAGGGUCAGGUAACCCAAUCACUUGGCAUCUUUUGAGCACUUAACUGGUAGUAUGCAUACUGCAGAUACCGCUUUCUGAGCGAUUUACCCGAUUCUGAGUGAACACGAGGAAACCCGAAUUAAGCACAGGAGUUAAGAACUUGCCCGUGGUUCCACAGCAAGCACGUGGAAGAGCCAGGAUAUGAAUCCAGGAUGUCUGGCUUCAGAUCUCCAGCUCUAUCAUUCCAUUAUACUGCUUCUCAGAAAAAAAGAGGGUAAUUUGGGGAAAAUCAUUGAGCAGUUUCUUUAUUUGAUUACUCUUGAGGCAGUGGUAGUUUGAAAACGAUUUAAGAAAACGAUUUCAAUUUUUUUUCACUUUAUAAAUGCUUGACAUAAUGCAAGGUUUGUGAGCUUAUCAUUUGUCUUAUUAAAUAGUAAUUGCUUUUUAUUGAA
Prionailurus viverrinus (fishing cat) is the source of this 2922-nucleotide messenger RNA. It is a transcript of the gene LYSET, whose product is annotated as lysosomal enzyme trafficking factor. The transcript is spliced from 2 exons. NCBI's taxonomy places the organism in Eukaryota, Metazoa, Chordata, Mammalia, Carnivora, Felidae. The coding region runs from base 347 to 856 and encodes 169 amino acids. The record is from RefSeq and is a predicted model, not a curated record.